AUUGCCCCUCUUUGUCAGUCACCGGCCAUUUCACCCUGACCGAUCAGGUUCCAUUUCUCAUAACUGAGUCGCUUCCAUAUCUGCGCGUACUCGAAAUACUGAAUAAAUAUUCUGGUUGCUGCUCAUCAUGUUAGACCUUGCCGAUUUUAUCACCGACCGCGGGGGUAACCCGAACAAAAUCAGGGACAGCCAGCGCAAAAGAUAUGCGCCCGAGACUGCCGUUGAUGAAGUCCUCAGUCUAUAUGAAGAGGCAAGAAGUGCACGCUACGAAGUCAUGCAGAUCAAUUCCCAGCUCAAUGCACUUCAGAAAGAGAUUGGUAAAAUGAAGAAGAAUAAGGAAGACGCAAGCUCCCUCAUGGAACAGAAGGCUGGCUUGGAGAAACGCAAGAAAGAUGCUGAGGAACUUGCUGUCCAGAAAGAAUCUCAGAGGGACAAGAAAAUCCGGACCAUCGGCAACAUCGUGCACGAUACAGUCCCGAUUAGCAAUAACGAGGAUGACAAUGUUGUGGUCAGAACAUGGGUGCCAGAAAACGGGAAGGUGGAAAAGCGCGAUUGCCUGUCUCACCAUGAGGUGCUUACACGCCUUGAUGGGUUCGACUCGGAACGUGGCGUCAAGAUUGUCGGCCACCGUGGAUAUUGCUUGACGGGAUAUGGUCUCUUCUUGAACCUUGCGCUCAUUAACUAUGGACUGGAAUUCCUUUGGGGAAAGGGCUAUACACCCAAUCAGCCUCCUCAAUUCAUGCUCAAAGAUAUGAUGGCGAAGACCGCGCAGCUGGAACAGUUCGACGAGGAGCUUUACAAGGUCACCGAGAGCGAGGACAAGGCCACUGAUAAGUAUCUUAUUGCUACGUCAGAGCAGCCUCUUUCGGCACUGCACGAUGGGGAAUGGCUUCAAGAUAAAGAUCUCCCGAUCAAAUAUGCUGGAUAUAGCACGUGCUACCGCAAGGAGGCAGGUGCCCAUGGAAAGGAUGCGUGGGGCAUUUUCCGAGUCCAUCAGUUCGAAAAGAUCGAACAGUUCGUUCUCACAAAACCGGAAGAUUCGUGGCAAGCUUUUGAAGAGAUGAUGGCCACGUCGGAAGAAUUCUAUCGGUCCCUGGGACUACCAUAUCAGGUGGUAGCAAUUGUCUCCGGGGCGUUAAACAACGCUGCCGCUAAGAAAUAUGACUUGGAAGCCUGGUUCCCUUUUCAAGGGGAGUUUAAGGAACUAGUUUCCUGCUCGAACUGCACCGAUUAUCAAUCAAGGGCACUGGAGAUCCGCUAUGGCAUAAAGAAAGCGACAGACGUGAAGAAGUCCUAUGUUCAUGCUUUGAAUGCCACUCUAUGCGCCACUGAAAGAACACUCUGCUGUGUCCUCGAGAACUACCAGACCGAAGAUGGUAUCAAUGUGCCAGAGCCGCUUAGAAAAUACAUUCCAGGAAUGCCGGAGUUCUUGCCCUUUACAAAGGAGCUUCCCAAGGACAGUACCUCUCAGAAGUCGAAGGCCAAGCAGGCUUCAAAGAGCGCGAUUGGUGCGGAAGACGCUGCCAGGAAGUUGCAGAACCUCCAGGUUUGAGUGCCAGCUCUUCCCCCAGCAGAAUACGAACGCCUCUUUCAAACCGAGAAGAAUCGCCCUGCCACCAGGAUUCUAACAGAUACUUUGACAAGCAUUUUCCGGAACUUACUGUCACAGGUGUCAAGCUGAGACAUAAAUGCCUUAUUUUCAUCUCGGCGGUAGAAUUAGCUUUUUAAAGAUCGUAUUGUUUCCAAUCUUGACCCGCGUUGCCUGAUAGGU
Molecule: messenger RNA, 1771 nt
Organism: Aspergillus homomorphus CBS 101889
Lineage: Eukaryota; Fungi; Ascomycota; Eurotiomycetes; Eurotiales; Aspergillaceae
Product: serine--tRNA ligase SES1
Exons: 7
Coding region: 128-1552 (474 amino acids)
Biological process (GO): seryl-tRNA aminoacylation
Cellular component (GO): cytosol
Molecular function (GO): serine-tRNA ligase activity; ATP binding; tRNA binding
Source: RefSeq, a predicted model, not a curated record